AUGGGUACUCCCGUCGCUAUAGCAGAAGUCCCUCCAGUGACUGAUACAGAGACCAAGACCGGAAGUGGGAAUGGGAAUGGGAUUAAGAGGGGACAGGGGACCGAGAGGUCGAAUGGAUCAGGUACCGCGACGGAGAACGGUACUGGCGCAACCCGGACAGAGCAUAUCACGAUCGAGAGCGCUAGCGCGCCGUUUGAGAGAGGAACUCCGGUUGAGGAAGAGAACGAUACAGGCGCAGCCCGGACAGAGACUAUUACUACGAUCAAGGACGAUACAGAAGCAGCACGGACGGAGACUACAAUGGUCAAGAGCGGGAGCGUGCAUGGGAAAGGUGCCGCUACGAUCAAGACGGAGAGCGAACCUGGGACAGGGCCAUGA
Molecule: messenger RNA, 378 nt
Organism: Linnemannia hyalina
Lineage: Eukaryota; Fungi; Mortierellomycota; Mortierellomycetes; Mortierellales; Mortierellaceae
Source: the annotation of a GenBank genome assembly